Petromyzon marinus (sea lamprey) is the source of this 2061-nucleotide messenger RNA. The record is from RefSeq and is a predicted model, not a curated record. NCBI's taxonomy places the organism in Eukaryota, Metazoa, Chordata, Hyperoartia, Petromyzontiformes, Petromyzontidae.
AUGAAACCCACGCCAAUAAAGACCACGAGCGAGACAGGGAGGAGAGGAGAGGAGCGUUUCGUGCUGCCGGACACCACGGGCCAGACGGGAGGCUGCGGCGACGGUGCGGAGGACGCGUCGGCCGUGCGUCGUCGGCGCGGAGGAGCCGAGAGCCCCCGUGCGCCCGCGUGGGGCAGCCCGUGCCGGCACGUCGCGCAGUCGCCGGCGUCCGCGUGGGGCGGCCACGCCUCGCCGCUUCUGCGCUGCACCGGCACCGCGCUCUCUGUUGCCACGGCGACGGAGCACAGGGGGGUCCACGGGAGGUCACCGGCUCCAUGGCCGAGGGAAACGUCGUCGCCCACCGGCGACCUCCGUCGCGGCCGAAGACCCCACGCUCACGCAGCGGUCCGGGCCCUCCCGACCGUCGAGUCGCCCACAACGCCCUGGAAGGAGAACCAAAGGCCAAACCACGCCAACAAAAAGUGCCGCGCCACCGAGAUGCACCUGGCAACGCCGCGGAUAUAUUUUUCUCCGGACGGCGCGACGGCCGAGCGAUGGCGGGGAAGGUGCGGUGGUGGCGUUGGCGGUGGUGACGGUGGUGGCGGUGGUGGCGGUGGUGGCGGUGGCGGCUGCGUCCUGGCCGAGCGGUUGUUCUCGCCUCCCAGCGGCGUCUGGAGGGAGAGGGGAGGAAGGUCGCGGGGUCGAGCGACGGAGGGCGAAGCUCACGCGGCGUCGGCCCGGCGUCCCGCAGGGCUCAGAGAGGAGGACCGCGUGAGCCGGCUGGAAGUUUGCGGAUUGUCUCUGCUAGGGUGCGUCAACGAUGCCGCUGGUGGACCCGGUGAGGGCCAAGGUGGAGGAGAUGUUGGUGGGCCACCGGGCGAUCAAGAUGGCCAGGAGCUUAAGGACGAGCGCCUGAUCGAGGCGCAGCAAGGCGACGAGGAGACGGAGAUCUUCCCUUACCCAGACGUCCUCCCGGCACCGGCGGGCGCCUGCAGCCUGCGAGACGUCGCCGCGGCCGCCGACAAGAUUGCUGGCGGCGACCUCGGCGACCGCGACACGCCGGACUCCGGCGACGGCAAAAGGGACGAGCGCCGGGCAGCGAUCCACGGGACUCUGGGAGGGACGCCGUUCCUCUGGCGGCUGCUCCAGCUGCGGCAGCUGGAGGAUUUGACGGUGACGAGCGAGAAAGGCGGCCCCCUCGGCCCCCGCCGCCUCCGACGCCGCCACCGCCGGUCAGCAUCGCCGCGGUCGCCGCGGUCGCCUCGUCCCGCGUCGGCCCUCGGCCGCGCAGAGGAAUGCGGUGAAGGUCAUGGGUCACGGAGAGGCAGCGUCGUGUCGGGGGGCGUGUGCCCCGCACGUCUGGUGUUCGCCGGGAACUUGAAGUAGCGCGGUUUUCGCCAGGCCACGAGAAAUGUUGUCCCAUCAUCGGCGUCGUUAGCCGUUGUAGAUCCACCGCUCGAUGAUGAAGGCUGUCGUAUGUCUAAAAACUCAUUUAUUUAGAGCUGCUUUUUGUGUUCAGUGUGUUGUCCUUCCCCCGCACCUCCGAUGAGCACGGUUGGCUACGUGCGGUGUGAAAGAAGUUUAACACACGUACGUGCACCUUUCACGGUCCAGCGUUACAACGAUUCGUCGGGCUCCUGCGCACGGGCUGAUUUCAUCGCUCUGUCUCCGAGGUGGAUGCCCUCUCGGGCGUGCUCCCUUCCUUUGGCUGCCACUCCUCCGGUGGUCAUGUCCCUUCGCCAUCGUCCCCUUCCAGCAACGCGUCGAGCGACGUGUCCCGGACAUGUCCUGCACGGAGGCACUUUUACUUGAGUCAAUACGAUUCGCGUAGCGUGUUCUCAAAUCGACGUGUUCGUGUUCAUAUCGCUCGGUGUAAUUGCGAGCGUGCGCCUCUCCGCAGUUCGAGGACAGAUGGUGGAAAUCAGCUUCGCAGUCGGUCGACGUGAAGAGGUUUUUUUUUUUCAAAGCGACAAGUUACGACAAUUCAAACACUAAUAUAAUAAUAGGGUUUUUCCCCUUUUUUCUGGCAACAAAACUGAAACCUUUUUUUACAAUGAUUCAUGUCUGCAUUAACCACAAUAC